Molecule: messenger RNA, 1908 nt
Organism: Symbiodinium natans
Lineage: Eukaryota; Dinophyceae; Suessiales; Symbiodiniaceae
Source: the annotation of a GenBank genome assembly
AUGUCAGGACCACACGAGACGGAGGCACCUGUCACACAGUCAGAGUCCUCGGAUCAUUCAGGGCUUCCUGUGCGGUUUGAGGAAUUCACCUCUGCGAUUGAUCGUUGUGUUACAUUGCUUUUGGCGACUUUUCAAUGUGGUGGCCAUGUUUGCUUAUUCCAUCAUCCACAGUCUGCAGUGUGGAAGUUACCCCUGGUCCAACACUUCUUACUCGACAUUUCGGCACUUUGUGUCUUGGUGGAAUUCGCACAGUGGCAAGGCGAUGAACAGGACUUUGGCCUUUUCGCUUCUUCGUUUCAGGGUUUUGCUAAGUUGGCGUCCGAUGUGACUUCGAGGGACAGGAGUGAGGCUGUCAUUCAAACUGGACUGCGAUCACCCAGCAUUCCGGUAUCAUUGGCUACAGCUACCAUUGAAGUCUUAUCUCCCAUGCAGCCCGCUUCUGGACCCAAGGAUCUCACAGUUGCCGAAGCAAAACAAUUGUUGCCUUCCAAGCCUUUUGGAAACCCUCCAUUUGCUUUUCAGGAUGGAGGGGGCAUUGGGUCUUGCCCUGAUUGGAGCUGUCCACCACCAGGUACACCCAACGUGCUUUUGGAUCUUCGACAAUCCUGGAUGUCGUUCUUGCUUCGGAUCAAGUUGCCACUACGUUUGCGAGACCUUGUGCGUUCCGGGGGAGAAGGCUCAUUGUUCACCUAUGAGGAAAUUGCCGAGCUUCGUAGCAGAUUCCAGCUCUGGGCCCGUCGGAAAGGGGACAUUGCUGACAUCAACUGGCAAAUUGACGAUGGGCAACCAUAUUGCUUGCAUGCAUUACGAAAAUUAAUUUCGCUGAUUAUGGACAAGGACACUUCGCUUUUUCCUUGCUUGAUUGAAGGAGUUCCUACUGGAUUUGACAAGAACAUUCCCAAAAGCAACGUUUUUGCGCCACGGGGAUCGGACUCCACUAUUGAUGCUGAGCUGUUGCUUUGCGAGGGCAAUUGGUCGUCUGCUGAAGCCAACCCAGAAUUGCUUAGACAACUGGUGGCUAAAGAAGUGGAAGCUGGUUAUUUGGUCCCAGUGUCUUUGGAAGAGGCCCGGCAACGAUGGCCAAAUCGUUUGGCAGUGGGAAAGCUGAGUAUUGUCUCCUCCGAUGGUCGACCCGACAGGUUGGUGGUUGAUAACAGCAUCUGCAAUACCAAUGCUUUGUGUGAGAUCAAUGAGACUUAUACCCUCCCGUUGUUGGGGUCUGUCCGGGCCUGCUUGCCUCUUCGAGGCCUGCCUUGCGAGCUAGCUGCUUGCACUAUUGACGUGGUAUGGAUUGGCUGGUGCGUUAACGUCCGCGCGGGUUGCUUUUCAAUUCCACGCAGCAAACGACUGAAACUGCAUCUCCGUGUGCAGAAGUUGCUGGCCGAUCCGAAGAAUGUGCACAAGCGGGAUUUGCACAAAGAUGUCUUCGAUUGCAUCGACGAAGACAUGCGUUUCAUCCGCGCGCCUACGGGCACAGCCAUUCCUGUGGGGGCUAAGCUGCUGGAGGUGAAGCGGAAACUCUCCGCUAACAGUAUUGCUUUCCUCCAGUUUUGGCUGCAUUGGUGCAAGCUUCCUACAUUGCUCCGUCCUUUACAGUUUCCGGCCAGAACUACCAUGGUAGCAGCAGCGGACGCCAUGGGCUCAGGAACCAAAUUUGCAAUCGGUGGCUUUGUCAAACUUUCGACAGCCACGAUUUGGUUCAGCGAAUGUUUCCAACUGGUGGAUUUUGCUUUUGCAGGGAUUGAACUCAGUGCCAAUGCAUCCGACAACAUCUCUUGCUACGAAUGUCUGGCUCAGAUUGCGUUGCUUCAUUGCGUGUCUGCAGUUACACCGGGUGGACGAAUGGCAGUUCGGAUCCCAAGCUGGACACGGGGACAUGCCAGAGUCGCAGCUCUAAAUGCAGUCUAG